AUGCGCGGCUGGGACAAGAGGAUCACGCCGUUUGUCCAGCCAAAGCCAACGACACUCCCGUUCAGCAAGGCCUCCCAGUCGCCCGGGUCGGCGACGCGGCGCUUAAAGUCCCGCGUGUCGGCCCACAGUAGCAAAAGUACCCAGACAUGUGGCAGGCCAGAUCGACUCAACGUUUACGGCUCGCUGCCACCGCUUAGGGGAGUCAUGGACAGAAUCGUGUAUUGGUUGCUGGCGGGGCUAGACGGCAUGUCUAGCAGAGAGGACACUGCUGGCGGUGUCUUUGUACUCGGCGUCACCAACAGACCUAACCUCUUAGACUAG
This is a messenger RNA of Phialemonium atrogriseum, 321 nucleotides long. RefSeq lists its product as uncharacterized. NCBI's taxonomy places the organism in Eukaryota, Fungi, Ascomycota, Sordariomycetes, Cephalothecales, Cephalothecaceae. The transcript has a single exon. Bases 1 to 321 code for a protein of 106 amino acids. The record is from RefSeq and is a predicted model, not a curated record.